GUCGCGGCGAGGCUCGCGUGGUCUGCGGCGGGCACGGGUCCGAACCCGAGGGGGAGCGCGCCGCGCGCCCCCUGCGUCCCAGGAGCGGCGGGCCGCGGAAGUGACGUGCUGCACGAGCGAGAGUUCGUUUGAAUCGGUUCCCGGGUGAUCCCGCGCCUGCCGUGCUCGGCCACCGCCGCCGCGGCCGAGGGAGGGGCUGCAGCGCGUCGGGGUUGAGGCCUCGCGUCGCCCUGGGCACCAGAACCGAAGGCGCAGUGCGGAGCCCGCACCUCGGUCCUGAGCGUGGCGGCGGCAGGCGCCGUCGCUGCUGAUUCUUUUCCCUUCCCCAAUAUGGCAGCCGCGGACGACGACGGCGCCUCGGUGGGGACUGGAGAGGGCUGCGGAGACGGCGACGGCUGCAGAACAGUGUACUUGUUUGACCGGCGCGAGAAAGAGUCAGAGCUCGGGGACCGUGCUGUGCAGGUCGAGGAGCGCUCGGAUUACGCGGCGUUCCGCGCCUCCGUCUGUCAGACGCUUGGCAUUCUACCUGAAGAGAAGUUUGUUAUUACAACAACAAGUAGGAAAGAAAUUACCUGUGAUAAUUUCGAUGAAACUAUUAAAGAUGGAGUCACUCUGUAUCUGCUACAGUCAGUCAAUCAGUUACUACUAACAGCUACAAAAGAACGAAUUGACUUCCUACCUCACUAUGACACACUGGUUAAAAGUGGCAUGUAUGAAUAUUAUGCAAGUGAAGGACAAAAUCCUUUGCCAUUUGCUCUUGCAGAAUUGAUUGAUAAUUCUUUGUCUGCUACUUCUCGUAACACUGGUAUUAGAAGAAUACAGAUCAAACUGCUUUUUGAUGAAGUGCAAGGAAAACCUGCUGUUGCGGUGAUAGAUAAUGGAAGAGGAAUGACCUCUAAACAGCUUAACAACUGGGCCGUGUAUAGAUUAUCAAAAUUUACAAGGCAAGGAGACUUUGAGAGUGACCAUUCAGGAUAUGUUCGUCCAGUACCAGUGCCACGCAGUCUAAAUAGUGAUAUUUCCUAUUUUGGUGUUGGGGGCAAGCAGGCUGUUUUCUUUGUUGGACAAUCAGCCAGAAUGAUAAGCAAACCAGCAGACUCACAAGAUGUUCAUGAGCUUGUGCUUUCAAAAGAGGAUUUUGAGAAGAAGGAGAAAAAUAAAGAGUCAAUAUAUAGUGGAUAUAUUAGAAACAGAAAGCCAUCUGAUUCUGUUCAUAUUACAAAUGAUGAUGAAAGAUUUCUACAUCAUCUUAUCUUAGAGGAGAAGGAAAAAAAUAGUUUUACUGCUGUGGUUAUCACAGGGGUACAACCAGAACACAUGCAGUACUUGAAAAAUUAUUUCCAUCUUUGGACAAGGCAGUUAGCGCAUAUUUAUCAUUACUAUAUUCAUGGCCCAAAGGGAAAUGAAAAACAUACAUCAAAAGAAGUUGGACCUUUCAACAACAUUGAUAUUGAAAUUUCUAUGUUUGAAAAAGGGAAGACACCUAAGAUUGUCAACCUGAGGGAAAUGCAAGAUGACAUGCAGACGUUGUACAUAAACACAGCAGCUGAUAGUUUUGAGUUCAAGGCUCAUGUUGAAGGAGAUGGUGUAGUGGAAGGGAUUAUCCGCUAUCAUCCUUUCCUAUAUGAUAGAGAAACUUACCCUGAUGAUCCAUGCUUUCCAUCAAAAUUAAAAGAUGAAGAUGAUGAUGACGAUUGUUUCAUAAUUGAGAAAGCAGCAAGAGGGAAAAGGCCUAUUUUUGAAUGUUUUUGGAAUGGACGACUAAUACCAUAUACAUCUGUUGAGGACUUUGACUGGUGUACUCCUCCUAAGAAGAGAGGGCUUGCACCAAUUGAGUGCUACAAUAGAAUAUCUGGUGCAUUAUUCACUAAUGACAAAUUCCAAGUCAGCACAAAUAAACUCACUUUUAUGGAUCUUGAGCUAAAAUUGAAAGAUAAGAACACCCUUUUUACAAGGAUUUUAAAUGGACAGGAGCAGCGAAUGAAAAUUGACAGAGAAUUUGCUUUAUGGCUGAAGGACUGUCAUGAAAAGUAUGACAAACAAAUUAAAUUUACAUCUUUCAAAGGAAUAAUUACACGUCCUGAUCUUCCUUCUAAAAAGCAAGGCCCCUGGGCAACAUACUCAGCAAUAGAGUGGGAUGGAAAAAUAUACAAAGCAGGACAGCUGGUCAAGACGAUCAAGACACUUCCUCUCUUUUAUGGAAGCAUAGAAAAGUUUUUUCUUUAUGGUGAUCAUGAUGGAGAAGUGUAUGCUACAGGAGGAGAGGUUCAAAUUUUAAUGGAACCUCAGGCAUUGUAUGAUGAAAAAAGAACUGUGCCAAUUGCAAAGCUGGAUAGGACAGUUGCUGAGAAAACUGUAAAAAAAUAUGUAGAAGAUGAAAUGGCAAGGCUUCCUGAUAGAUUGUCAGUAACUUGGCCUGAAGGAGAUGAAUUAUUGCCAAAUGAGAUUAGGCCUGCUGGAACCCCCAUAGGUGCAUUAAGAAUUGAAAUACUGAAUAAAAAAGGGGAAGCAAUGCAAAAGCUUCCAGGAACAAGUCAUGGAGGGUCAAAGAAACUUCUGGUUGAGCUCAAAGUUAUACUACACUCCUCAAGUGGAAAUAAAGAAAUCAUUUCACAUAUUAGUCAACAUGGAGGAAAAUGGCCUUACUGGUUUAAAAAAAUGGAAAAUAUUCAAAAGUUGGGGAAUUAUACCUUGAAAUUACAAGUUGUAUUGAAUGAAAGUAAUGCAGACACUUAUGCAGGAAGACCACUACCAUCUAAAACAAUUAAAUUUUCUGUUAAAGAGGGUAAGCCAGAGAAAUUCUCAUUUGGUCUUCUGGAUUCUCCUUUUCGUGUUGGAGUGCCGUUCAAUAUCCCCCUGGAGUUUCAGGAUGAAUUUGGUCAUGCUAGUCAACUAGGAAAUGAUAUUCAGCCAGUUUUUGAAGCAAGUGGUUUAUCUUUGCAUUAUGAAGAGCUAACCAAAGGACCAAAUUGCAUAAUUCGAGGUGUUACAGCUAAAGGCCCUGUGAACUCUUGUCAAGGCAAGAAUUUUAAUCUGAAGGUUAUUCUACCGGGUUUAAAAGAAGACACACAGAUUUUAAAAAUUAGAUUAUUACCAGGUCCCCCUCAUCGAUUGAAAGUGAAACCUGAUUCUGAAAUUUUAGUUAUAGAAAAUGGAACAGCUUUCCCAUUUCAGGUAGAAGUUUUGGAUGAAUCAGACAAUAUAACAACACAACCAAAAUUGAUUGUUCAUUGUAAGUUUUCAGGUGCUCCAAACCUUCCCGUCUAUGUUGUGGAUUGCAGUAGUUCUGGAACCAGUAUUUUAUCAGGAUCUGCAAUCCAAGUUCAGAACAUUAAAAAAGAUCAGAUGCUUAAAGCAAAAAUUGAAAUACCUAGUUGUAAAGAUGUGGCACCUGUGGAAAAGACUAUUAAAUUGCUUCCUAGUAGCCAUGUUGCAAGAUUACAGAUAUUCAGUGUGGAAGGACAAAAGGCAAUCCAGAUCAAACAUCAGGAUGAGGUUAAUUGGAUAGCAGGCGAUAUUAUGCAUAAUCUUAUUUUUCAAAUGUAUGAUGAAGGGGAAAGAGAAAUCAUUAUAACAUCAGCUUUAGCAGAUAAAAUUAAAGUUAACUGGACACCUGAGAUUAACAAAGAACACUUGCUACAAGGGCUGCUUCCUGAUGUACAAGUGCCAACAUCUGUAAAAGAUAUGCGCUAUUGCCAGGUUUCAUUCCAAGACGAUCAUGUAUCUUUGGAAAGUGCAUUUACAGUAAGACCACUCCCUGAUGAACCUAAACAUCUAAAAUGUGAGUUAAAAGGAGGGAAAACAGUACAGAUGGGCCAAGAGCUUCAAGGGGAAAUAGUUAUAAUAGUUACAGAUCAGUAUGGAAAUCAGAUUCAGGCAUUUUCACCAAAUUCUUUAUCUGCCUUGGGAAUUGCUGGGAUUGGACUUGAUAGUUCACAUUUGAAAACUGCUUUUCAGGAAAAUACACAAAGUAUAAGUGUAAGAGGCAUCAAAUUUAUUCCAGGUCCUCCUGGAAAUAAGGAUCUUUGUUUUACGUGGCGUGAGUUUUCUGACUUUAUUCGAGUGCAGCUAAUUUCUGGACCACCAGCUAAACUUCUCCUUAUAGACUGGCCGGAAUUAAAGGAGUCCAUUCCAGUGAUUAAUGGAAGAGAAUUACAGAAUCCUCUCACUGUUCAACUUUGUGACCAGUGGGAUAAUCCAGCACCUGUACCACAGGUUAAAAUAAGUCUUCUAAAACCUAACAAUUUAAAGCUGACUCCUUCAAACCAACAGCAUAAAACAGAUGAAAGGGGCAGGGCUAAUUUGGGAGUAUUCACUGUUUAUGCCCCUAGAGGACUACACAAUAUGCAAAUUAGAGCCACGUAUAACAAGAAUAUCAUAGAUGGACCUUUAAUUAAGUUGAUGAUUCUUCCAGACCCAGAAAAACCUAUUCGUCUCAAUGUUAAAUAUGACAAAGAUGCUUCCUUUUUAGCAGGGGAUGUUUUUACUGAUUUUAUUGUUACGAUUAUUUCUGAAGAUGACAGUAUCAUUAAAAAUAUUAAUCCAGCACGUAUUUCCAUGAAAAUGUGGCAGCUGUCUAACAGUGGAAACCGACAACCAACAAAUGCAGAAACAUUUAGUUGUAAUAAAAUAAAAGAUGACAAGGAGGAUGGCUGCUUCUACUUCAGGGAUAAAGCAGUUCCUAACAAAGUGGGGAUAUAUUGUAUCCAGUUUGGUUUUAUGAUGGAUAAAACAAAUAUUCUUAACAGUGAACAGAUUAUAGUUGAUGUUCUGCCUAAUCAACCUGUGAAGUUAAUUCCUAAAUAUCAGCCGGCUACACCAGCUGUUUCAAAUGUCCGCUCAGUUGCCAGUAGGACCUUGGUCAGAGAUCUACAUCUUAAUAUCACGGAUGAAUACAACAAUCAAACUGGAAUAGAUUUGGUUGGUAUUGUAAGAGCUACCAUUAAAGGUCCUAAUGAAGAAGAUACUGAUACACCACUCUUUACUGGGAAAGUUAGAACACUUGAAUUUCCCUUUGUCAAAGGUUCAGCUGAAAUCACGAGUCUGGUGCUGGCAGAAAAUAGUCCUGGAAGAGAUAGCACUGAAUAUGUUAUUGUAUUUGAGCCUCAGCUGCCAACGUUAUCAAGGACACUAAAAUCAUAUGAACUACCAUUUAUGUUUUAUGAUGAUGUUAAGAAGCAGCAACAAAUGGCAGCACUUACAAGAGAGAAAGACCAAUUAUCUAAGAAUAUUGUAAUGUACAAAAGUUUAUUUGAAGCCGGCAAACAGCUUCUUAAUGAAAUGAAGUGCCAAGUGGAAGAAGCAAAAUUAAAAGAGGCCCAGUUGCGAAAUGAACUAAAAACACAUAAUAUUGACAUUCCUACCACACAGCAGAUGCCACACAUUGAAGCACUUUUGAAAAGAAAGCUAUCAGAACAGGAAGAACUUAGGAAGAAACCGAGAAGAUCAUGUACUCUUCCAAACUAUACUAAAGGUGGUGGAGAUGUUUUGGGAAAGAUUGCACACCUGGCACAAAUUGAAGAUGAUAGAGCUGCUGUGGUUAUUUCUUGGCAUCUGGCAAGUGACAUGGACUGUGUAGUCACCCUGACCACUGACGCUGCACGUCGCAUCUAUGAUGAAACCCAGGGUCGCCAGCAGGUGUUGCCCCUUGAUUCUAUUUAUAAGAAGACUCUUCCAGAUUGGAAAAGACCUCUACCUCAUUACCGAAAUGGAAAAUUGUAUUUUAAACCCAUUGGAGAUCCAAUCUUUGCCCGAGAUUUGUUAACAUUUCCAGAUAACAUAGAACAUUGUGAAACAGUAUUUGGUAUGCUGUUAGGAGACACCAUUAUUUUGGAUAAUUUGGAUGCUGCCAAUCAUUAUAGGAAAGAGGUUGUUAAAAUUACGCACUGCCCUACACUGCUCACCAGAGAUGGAGAUCGCAUUAGAAGUAACGGCAAGUUCGGGGGUCUUCAGAAUAAAGCUCCUCCGAUGGAUAAGCUUCGGGGAAUGGUAUUCGGAGCGCCGGUGCCAAGGCAGUGCCUGGCCACAGGGGAGCAAAUAGAUCUUCUUCAGCAGUACCGCACUGCUGUGGCCAAGCUGAACACUGUGAUCGAGGACCUCAGCCGUCAGUCCCAGUACCUUCACACCCCUGAUAUGAAGAAGAAGAAACAAGAACUUGAUGAACAAGAGAAAAAUCUGAAACUAAUAGAACAAAAACUAGGUAUGACUCCCACACGUAAGUGUAACGACUCUCUGCGUCACCCAGCAAAGGCUGAAAUGAUAGGUUGUCCAGUUCCUCCUAAAAGAGCGAGAAGAGAAACGACAAGACAAAAUAGGACUGUAACCAAAACAGAUGUGUGAAAGAUGACAGAGAAGAGAGGGCAUUGGUCUCACUAAGAGUGCCCUGCCUUCUGGACUUCUGUUUCAGAAGACAACGAGGGUGAUUUACCAGACUGAAUAUUUCUGGCGACAGUACACCUGGGCAUACAAUUCCGUGUCUGUUCAAUGGGACUGAAAGCAACCAUUCAAUAUCACAAAUCUCAGUGGACACUGUGUACUUAUUGGAAUUAUUCCAGUCAUCAUGCCCAUUGGUUGUCAUCUUGCAAAGAGGAAAGUGUGCAGACAAGGCAGUGACUGUAAAACUGGCACAUGGCAUUUAUUAAUCCUGAAGGAAAGUGUAUGUACUAUUUUUCAGUAUGAUUACUAUGGGUAUACUAGAAAUAUUUCUUGAAAAUAAACCCUUUUAUUACUUUCCUGUGAAGUUAUUUAACAAAACUGUUCUGUUUUAUCUAAGGAAUUGUCUGUUGUAUCUAAGGAAGAUUCUAGAGGUUAGGUAUUUAAUUGUAAAUAUGUGAGGAAUCUCUUAAUGAAGAAUUCAGAAUAAAAACAGAAAAAGCACAGGUAUCUGGGAAUUCAAAUGUUGGGAUACAUGGAAAACGUUAAAUUGGUGAGUGAAUUUGUGACUACAGUAGCAUUUUAAAUUUCUAAAGAUUUACCUGUAAAUAUACAAAAUAUGCAGCAGCAGCAAUUUUUAUAAAUAUUGUUUGACUUUAUUAAUACUAGAUUAUAUAGUCUCAGCUUUAAUUUACAUUUACAUUAUUUUGUAAUUUUGUAUUACUAUUUUUAAAGAGUUAAAGAAGUUGUACACUCCCACAGUAAUGCAAUAAGGGUCUGCUAGAAGGUUGCUGCAAAAAAAACAUUUGAACUCUGUAUUAAUUCAUACUGAUGUAUGUCAUUAUGUAUAUCUUUGUGUAAGUCCGGGACAUUCGGGCUGUGAAGUUAUUUUGUAAGGAAAUACUUUUGGUACAGUUUUGUGUCCCAGGAAAUGUGUUUUUUUUAAUCCUUUCUGAAUAUACAGUGAAGUUAAUAAAAGAGGAUUGUUUCUCCCCUAUUGAA
This is a messenger RNA of Manis javanica (Malayan pangolin), 7374 nucleotides long. It is a transcript of the gene SMCHD1, whose product is annotated as structural maintenance of chromosomes flexible hinge domain containing 1. Gene Ontology annotation, biological process: double-strand break repair; chromosome organization. The record is from RefSeq and is a predicted model, not a curated record. Gene Ontology annotation, cellular component: Barr body. Gene Ontology annotation, molecular function: protein binding; ATP binding. Lineage: Eukaryota; Metazoa; Chordata; Mammalia; Pholidota; Manidae.